AUUGGGUCUAGCGAUAGGAGUCGCGUAGAUGGGCGUGGGCUGCAGAUCAUAUUUGGUCCCCCAGGUAAGGUCUGGUACCUGUAACCCAGGCGCCCGGGGAGCAGAGGAAGGAAGGUAGUGGAUGAGGUAACUAGAGUCGAACCAACGCACGGCGCGCGGGAGUGCGGGAUUCCUCACGCUCGCCCUCCAAGCGGAGGCUUAGGUCGCUAUGGGUUCCACAGCGGCCCCGGAGGGAGCUCUGGGCUACGUCCGAGAGUUCACCCGCCACUCCUCCGACGUGCUUAGCAAUCUGAAUGAGCUGCGCCUGCGCGGGAUCCUCACUGACGUCACGCUGCUGGUUGGCGGGCAACCCCUAAGAGCGCACAAGGCAGUUCUUAUCGCUUGCAGUGGCUUCUUCUAUUCAAUUUUCCGGGGCCGAGCGGGACUCGGGGUGGAUGUACUCUCUCUGCCUGGGGGGCCAGAAGCCAGAGGCUUUGCUCCUCUUCUGGACUUCAUGUAUACUUCAAGGCUUCGCCUCUCUCCAGCCACUGCCCCAGCUGUCCUCGCAGCUGCUACCUAUUUGCAGAUGGAACACGUAGUCCAGGCGUGUCACCGUUUCAUCCAAGCCAGCUAUGAACCUCUAGGCAUCUCCUUGCGACCUGUGGAGGCAGAACCCCCAAGACCCCCAACAGUCGCUCCACCAGGCAGUCCCAGGCGCUCAGAAGGACACCCAGACCCACCUACUGAGUCUCGAAGCUGCAGUCAAGGUUCCCUGAGUCCAGCCAGCCCAGACCCCAAGGCCUGCAACUGGAAAAAAUACAAAUUUAUUGUGCUAAAUUCUCAGACCUCACAAGCAGGAAGCCUGGUUGGGGAGAGUUCAGGUCAACCUUGCCCCCAGGCCAGGCUCCCUAGUGGAGAUGAAGCCUGUAGCAGCAGCAGCAGCAGUGAAGAAGGAACCACGCCGGGUCUCCAAAGCAGACUAUCUCUAGCUACUACCACUGCACGAUUCAAGUGUGGAGCUCUAGCAAAUAACUCCUACCUCUUCACACCCCGGGCUCAAGAGACUUCCCUGCCGGCUUCUAAGCAGGCUAAUCCACCGCCAGGAAGUGAGUUUUUCAGCUGCCAGAACUGUGAGGCUGUGGCUGGGUGCUCAUCGGGGCUGGAGCUCUUAGCUCCGGGAGACGAGGACAAGCCCUAUAAAUGCCAGCUGUGCCGAUCUGCCUUCCGUUAUAAGGGCAACUUGGCUAGUCACCGCACGGUGCACACAGGGGAAAAGCCCUACCGCUGCUCCAUCUGCGGAGCACGUUUUAACCGACCUGCUAACCUAAAAACACACAGCCGCAUCCAUUCCGGAGAGAAACCAUACAAGUGUGAGACCUGCGGCUCGCGUUUUGUUCAGGUGGCACACCUACGCGCACACGUGCUCAUCCACACCGGAGAGAAGCCCUAUCCGUGUCCCACCUGCGGAACCCGCUUCCGCCAUCUACAGACCCUCAAAAGCCACGUUCGCAUCCACACCGGGGAGAAGCCAUACCACUGUGACCCCUGCGGCCUGCAUUUUCGGCACAAGAGUCAACUGCGGCUGCAUCUGCGUCAGAAACACGGGGCAGCUACCAACACUAAAGUGCGCUACCACAUCCUCGGGGGACCAUAGCUGAGUCCCCCCCAGCCAAACUUCGCUCCCUAGGGGCUGUGAAAGCUGUAGGCUCAGGCUUGAUUUCCCUGAUGGUCCUGAUAUGGGGGUGUGCUGGGCUACCCUGGUAUUAGAAACUGCUGACACCUUAAUUUCGUACUGGGGAAGAGCGGGGGUGGCGGAUCCUGGCUAGAUCUGCCUCUGUUUUGCUGGUCAAAACCUCUUCCUCACAAUCCAGAUUGGGUAGCUAGGGGGGAGACACAGGGGACUUGCUCUCUUUAAGGGAACUUCCCCCUCCAUUUCAAAUGGUUUAUCUGUAAAUAUAAUUUAUUGAGGCCUGUAGUUGGUACCAGGGCCUUUAUUCUGUUUGCAUUUCCAACUUUCUUCUUCCACAAGUGUGAUCAAAAAAGACUGGAAACACAGAAGGGGAGAGCACCACUCUGCUGGCAGAGAUACCUAGUGCUUGGCUCUCACCUUUGGCUUGAGUGUCUUACAUUGCCCCCCCCCCCUUUUCCUUUCUAACUUUUCUUUCUGGAAUUGUCCUUUCUUUUCCUCUCUUUGCUUGUUGGUUUCUCUUCAGUUCUAGAACUGGAUCCUUUAGUUUUCCUGGGCUUAGCCCUGAGAAUAUCGAAGGUUGGGUAAGGAAUCCUCUGGUAUUUUGGAUGAUGAACGCCCUGUAGCUGGCCAGACAUGGAAAGAAACCUUUCAGCUUUUUGAGGGUGAUGGGAACCUUUUGUGAUGAACCCAAAAUGUAGAUAGUAAGUUCCUCCUGAAGGCUGGAAAGGUGGGAGCCAGAGCCCACAUCUUCCUAAAAGGAGGUGAGUUGUCUCCACCAAGGAGGCCCAGCAUCAACGGUUUGCCUGGGUUCGAAUGCACUAAGUUCAUCUAUCAGACCAAGCCUGCCUAAGGGUUUGCACUGAACGCAUAAUCCUCUCACGGGUCUGACUUAGUAUCUCCAUAGGGAGAGACCUGAAGAUCCUUACUAGAGACUACAGGACCCUUUAUGUCUGGGUUCUGAGAAUGCUAUGACCUAGAGAGAAUUAAUGACAUUCCUUGACUCGGAGUCUGAGUCCUUUACUGCCUGAACAGCUGGGUUUGAAUGUCCCUUGGCCAUCCUUCUUUGAAUGUGUUUUGUUUGUUUGUUUUGUGUUUGGACAGCUUCUGGCAAGUGUCCAGAUUCCAAAACGUUCAUCUUUCAUGGGUGCUUGGUAGCUUUCUUACCUUAGACAAUCUGGGUCUGAGACUCAAACUAC
This is a messenger RNA of Mus caroli (Ryukyu mouse), 2865 nucleotides long. NCBI's taxonomy places the organism in Eukaryota, Metazoa, Chordata, Mammalia, Rodentia, Muridae. The record is from RefSeq and is a predicted model, not a curated record.